AUGGGAAACAAAAGACGCGCCAGUGUGGCCGAGCCCUCCGACGGCAGCGACGCUGAGGUGACACGCAAGGUGUCCAAGAAGAAUAAGACUAGCGGAAGCGUCAUCUCGCCGGCCGGAAAAGAUGAUGAUGGUAACCCCUUCUGGGAGCUUUCCAACAAGCGCCGAGUGGGAGUUUCUCAGUACCAAAACAGGGUGAUGAUUAACAUCCGGGAGUAUUACGACAAGGAUGGGAAGGCCCUUCCUGGCAAGAAAGGUAUCUCGUUGUUGCUGGACCAGUACCUUGCGCUUGUCAAACUUGUGCCUUCCAUCAACGGAAAGCUCCGCGAAAUGGGCCAGGUCGUUGACACGGCAGAUAAUGCGGGGGAAGAUACCACUGCUACUGCGAAAAAGUCCAAAAAGGAAAGGUCGGACAAGGCAAACAUUGAAGCCACGAGUGACGAAGACGAGACCUAG
Molecule: messenger RNA, 453 nt
Organism: Cordyceps fumosorosea ARSEF 2679
Lineage: Eukaryota; Fungi; Ascomycota; Sordariomycetes; Hypocreales; Cordycipitaceae
Product: RNA polymerase II transcriptional coactivator
Exons: 3
Coding region: 1-453 (150 amino acids)
Biological process (GO): positive regulation of transcription initiation by RNA polymerase II
Molecular function (GO): DNA binding; transcription coactivator activity
Source: RefSeq, a predicted model, not a curated record